Messenger RNA from Leguminivora glycinivorella, 1394 nucleotides. RefSeq lists its product as uncharacterized. The coding region runs from base 1 to 723 and encodes 240 amino acids. Lineage: Eukaryota; Metazoa; Arthropoda; Insecta; Lepidoptera; Tortricidae. The transcript is spliced from 5 exons. The record is from RefSeq and is a predicted model, not a curated record.
AUGUAUCGAAAAGAAAGGUACUGUCAGAGCCAGCAACACGCCGUGUGUUUCGGGCUCUUGGUGCCGGCGGCGGAGCACUGCUGCUCCGCGUGCGCCGAGCGGGACCCCAGCAGGAGCCCCACCUGCGGCUACUUGAAAGGCGUGGGCCCUCGCAAGCAGGAGUGUCUCUGCAUCUUCCGUCGCUCGCUAGUGAUAUGUUCCCGCCAGACAACGGUCACCGGCGAGCAACUGAUGGGCAAGUUCAAUCUGACCGCCGCCAGCACCAGCAAGAUGCUCCGGCUGAUGCAGUCGCACCAUAUUGUCCCACCCGACGUCGACCCCGCAUUAUUGUCCAUCGCCCGACCCAUUGACCCGAUGGGUCUAAAGCUGGCAUAUAAGAGAUUCUUCCGCCUGGAGCAAGACACAAUCCCCGACCGUGUGAUCGCUGAGACUGAGGCUUCAGACCCCGUGGAGGAAGCACUCAGUCCUAUAGAGAAGAUGUCGCUCAAGGAUACUAAUCUAGGCUCAGUCAUACAAAAGCCCGUUUCCCAACCAACUCCUCUGAAGGAGUUCAGCGAAGUGGAACUACCCAGCAAAGACACAUCGGAGGACCUUCCUCUUAGCGGCUCACACAACCCAAUCAAGAUCCCGCGGGCUGAGAGAAAGAGAAAGCAAGAUGAUGAGGACUGGACGCCUAAUAAGCUGCCGAGGCUACGCUCUGGGGCUAGUAAGAAGAAGAAGUAGACGUUUCGAAUUCGUUGUAUUUUUAACUAAUCCAAAUAUUUUCCAUUUUUAACUACAGUGCCAUAUAUGGGACAUGUGUUCCAUAUAUGGGACAAAAGUGGCACUAUUGAACCUUUUUUCAUACAUGACAUUUAGAUAAUUUGUUUGAAUAUGGCCUCAAAUAACUGUCAGUAUUUUUUUAUAACUGCCAUAUAUGGAACAAUAUAUAUUAGUUGUAGUUCUAGCCAGUCAAGAUUGACCCCAGUCAUUGUUUUUUUUUGUUUAAUUAGUUGUAAGUGAUUAGCCGGGUCCACACUGACCGCACGCCUCGCGAAACGUCCGUGCUCAUAACAUGAAUGUGCGCACGUUUGCCUUGCAGUGAAUUUGCUUGGCAAGAUGGCGGCUACAAGAAACAAGGUCAUCUAUUUGUAUAGGGGCCGAGUGUGUCAGAUUUUGUACUGAGGUUGUUACUUGCCUGUGAUUGGAAAUAUGCCUAAGGUCCUAGAGUGUUCAAUUGUUAAUAAUUUUUGUGUUGUUGCCACUUGUUGCAAUUAAAUAUUAUGUAACGACUUAAUGAGGCAUUUUCUAUAUUUUUGUUGACUUCAAUUUACAAAAAAUCACGCCCGAAAGCUGCAAGGUGUGAAUAAAGACGGACAACUCAGUGGAUUUGACUGAGUCCGUUUGACACGCUA